Camelina sativa (false flax) is the source of this 2485-nucleotide messenger RNA. Its product is annotated as putative serine/threonine protein phosphatase 2A regulatory subunit B''epsilon. Gene Ontology annotation, biological process: protein dephosphorylation. The record is from RefSeq and is a predicted model, not a curated record. Gene Ontology annotation, molecular function: protein phosphatase regulator activity; calcium ion binding. Gene Ontology annotation, cellular component: protein phosphatase type 2A complex. Lineage: Eukaryota; Viridiplantae; Streptophyta; Magnoliopsida; Brassicales; Brassicaceae.
AUGAGAUGAUGACAGAUGAGUAAUCUCUAUAUAUAUAUACUCACUAUCUCUCUCUCUCUCUCUCGGAGUCUCUUCACUUUGAUAACUUUCCCUAGUGUUCUUCGCCUCCUCCUACUCUUCUAAAAUCUCUCUCUCUCUCGCUUUUUUUUUCCCUGAUCGAUCGGAGUGCUUUGUCUUCGUUCAUUCAUCUGCCCUAAGUUUUUCUCAAAUUCGGUGACGGAAUCAUCUUUUACUUGUUCCAAUUUCAGACGAAGAAGUUGUCUUCUUACUUUUGGAAAUAAAAUCGCCUUCCUGAUUUUGUUACUUUUGUUUAUAAUAAUUUAUAUAUAUAUAUAUCCUGAAUCGAAUUUUCGAAACGGACCCUAGGGUUUUUAUCGGAAUCGAUUGCGCUUACUUAAGAGUUAAAAAGAGCCGCUUUGUGUUGUCGAUUUUUUUUUGAAUUGAUUCGAGGUGUUUGAAAGGGAACAAGGUAGGGUUUUCUCUUCUCGUGCUUCGAUCAUGGAUAUUGACGGAGUAGACGAUGCUCGUAUUUUAUUAGAUCCCGAGCUCUUGCAGCAGCAGCUCCCUGGUUUGUCUUCUUCUCCUCCCCUCAAAGCUAGCUCUCUUAUUGCUCACGAACUCUUCUCCCAAUGGCUCUCCCUCCCAGCCACUGCCACUUUGGUCAAGUCUUUGAUUGAUGAUGCUAAAUCUGCAACACCAGCUAAUAAUGUUUCCAAUAUCAAUGUUUCUGCUGCAAGUGCUUUGCCAUCUGUGUUUCUCAGCAGUACCACUCCCCCACUUUCUCCACGAAGCUCCUCCUCCUCUGGUUCCCCUCGUUUCUCUAGGCAAAGGACUACUACCUCUCCAUCUCUUCAGUCUCCUCUCGGUUCACUCAAGGAAUCAAAGCCCGAACUCAUUCCUCAGUUCUACUACCAACACGGACGUCCCCCAGCAAAAGAAUUAAAAGAGCAAUGUAUAUCCAUGGUUGAUCAAGUUUUUAGCAACUAUAUUGAUGGACUACGUGUGGAUGAAUUCAAAUCCAUUACGAAAGAAGUCUGCAAGCUGCCUUCUAUUCUUUCUCCUGCACUUUUCACAAAGAUAGAUCCCAAUUCAACUGGCAUAGUUACAAGGGAUGCAUUUAUCAAGUAUUGGAUUGAUGGAAAUAUGUUGACUAUGGACACAGCCUCCCAGAUAUAUCACAUACUAAGGCAGCAGGGCAGCAACUACCUCAGACAGGACGACUUCAAACCAGUACUUGAUGAGCUUCUGGGAACACAUCCUGGGUUAGAAUUUCUGAGGAAUUCAAGCGAAUUUCAAGGAAGAUAUGCUGAGACUGUCAUCUACAGAAUAUUUUACUACAUUAACAGAUCGGGAACUGGUCGCCUUACUCUUAGAGAGCUGAAACGUGGAAAUCUUAUUGCUGCUAUGCAACAACUCGAUGAAGAGGACGACAUCAAUAAAAUUAUUAGGUACUUCUCCUAUGAGCACUUCUACGUCAUAUACUGCAAAUUUUGGGAACUUGAUGGUGACCAUGAUUGCUUUAUUGAUAAGGAUAAUCUCAUCAAAUAUGGUAAUCAUGCCCUUACCUAUAGGAUUGUUGAUAGAAUAUUUUCACAGGUUCCUAGGAAGUUUACGAGCAAAGUUGAAGGGAAGAUGAGUUAUGAAGAUUUUGUAUACUUCAUUCUCGCCGAGGAAGACAAGUCUUCUGAGCCUAGUCUUGAGUAUUGGUUCAAGUGCAUAGACUUGGAUGGAAACGGGGUGAUCACGCGAAACGAAAUGCAUUUUUUUUUCGAAGAGCAACUGCAUCGCAUGGAAUGCAUAACCCAGGAACCUGUUCUCUUCAAGGAUAUCCUAUGUCAAAUAAUUGACAUGAUUGGACCAGAGGAGGAAAACUGCAUCACCCUCCAGGAUCUGAAAGGAUCCAAACUUUCAGGAAACGUAUUCAAUAUACUCUUCAACCUCAAUAAAUUCAUGGCAUUUGAGACACGUGACCCCUUUCUGAUUCGCCAGGAACGGGAGGAACCAAAUUUGACAGAAUGGGAUCGAUUUGCUCAGAGAGAGUAUUUGAGGUUGUCAAUGGAGGAAGAUGUAGAGGAAGUCUCAAACGGAAGUCCAGAUGUAUGGGAAGAACCACUUGAACCUCAAUUUUAGUUCACACUGCGUCUGAGCUCCUACCCACAAACGUAUAUCCAUGAUCAGAGAUUUGUUGGUUACUGUUGUUUCCAGACGCUCAUGGCAGUAGAUUCAUCAUCAAUUAUCCCCAAGGAGUCUGUCUGUCAAUUUCAUGAAAUUUUGACAUUUUUGUUUCGGCUUCAUAUCAAUCAGGUUGGGCCUCUCUCCCUCUUUUAUAUCAGCCUGUGUCCGUAUACAGUAGUAUAUUAUUUGUUGGAUGGUCUUAAAAUGAGAAAAUCAAAGGAAAAUGUACAAAAGUAUUCUGGACUCUUUUAAUUGUUCUCAAGUUGGUUUGGACUUGGGAGUUUGAAUAGCAGAUUCGUUUGAUUCUGAA